Notodromas monacha is the source of this 1351-nucleotide messenger RNA. Lineage: Eukaryota; Metazoa; Arthropoda; Ostracoda; Podocopida; Cyprididae. The record is from the annotation of a GenBank genome assembly.
UGUUUCCUCAGGGGAAAAAAAGGUGCCAUCAUGAACGACAGAGUUCAGAAACCCGGUGUCGCGAACAGUGACAACAAGUGUUACUCGUAUCUUGCGCGAAUGUUUCGUUGUUCUCGACAAGAUUCGCAGGAAGAUGCGAAUGUGGGAAUUGCAGAUACCCCUCAAACCAUGGAUGCGAGUGCGGGGAUUGAAGAUGAUAACCCUCAAGCUGCGGCAUUGUUAGACCGAACACCGCCGCCGAACGUUAACCCUGAAAUCUGGAGAAACCUUCCGAGUCCGAGAAGCAUGAGGAAUUGGAAAACUGCGGAUGGAAUGUUGCGAUGUUUGGAGCAUCCUGGUGGUUCAGCGGCUUUUAGGGAUUUCCUUGAGAAGAACCACUACAGCAAUGCCGUGAUAGCAGUUCUUGGAUUUGUCCUGAGAGUCCAGAAUUACAGAGGAGCAUUUGCGUCCACAAGACAAGCUUCGGCUAAUGAAAUUUUCAACACUUAUUUGUCAUCCACUGCCCAAGACCAGAUCGAAAUCAAUGAUUUAACCGCUAUUAGAAACGCUCGAACAGCCAUCAAUGCACAAGACUUCCGUGAUGAUCUUUUCGACACACUCGUCAGAGAAGCCAUAUCCUCUGGAGAUCUUCAGAACGCAUUCAGAUUGUUCCUGAAUUCAGACCUCGUGGAUUAUGCUACAGGGCGAGGGCAGAGUUGUGUGCCGAGUGAACGAACCCGAAUGUUGGCGUCGGAAUGAAGCGAUCCAUCAUGCAGUGUCGUAUUCCGAGAAAACAUUUUGUGGUGAUGUGAUUCCUUCUCUUUGAUAUCGUCGUUCAACAGAGCUGUCUGGGUUGUAUUAUUGCAGGUAAGGGGCAUUGUUGCGAAAUAUUUUCUGAUGGACAGUCGUGUGAGAUGAUGAUGACGAAGCAUGAACAGGGAUGGGUCUCGUUAUAAUUGCGGGGAUCCUUCUGAGUUUGAAGCCAAUUGAUGACCAACGUGUCAUUUGACGUGUUUCUAACGAAAUGUGCCUUGUAGACGCUGGAGUACGCAUGAAACGGGACAAAGAAUGGGAAGUUUACAGCGACAUCUACAUUUCAAAAAUGUGGCGUUAAAAUUUCAAUACCCUUCGUAUUCAGGUCCUCGAGGACGAGAUGUCAAUCAUUGGCGUUGAAUUCGUGGGAUCUCCAAGCUAGCUUGUGAUGAUCGCAGUUCUUAAAAACAUCCUUAUUGAAACUUUCAAUCUUCGAACUGUUGGACAUUUUUUUGUGUUACCACUUUCUUGGGGAAUUGUUUACGUGGUGUAUAGUUUUGUAUAUCAUGCAUUUCAAGCCGUUCGACCGGCGGAAAAUAAAUUAAGUUGAUUUUCGAAA